Drepanopeziza brunnea f. sp. 'multigermtubi' MB_m1 is the source of this 918-nucleotide messenger RNA. RefSeq lists its product as uncharacterized. The record is from RefSeq and is a predicted model, not a curated record. Gene Ontology annotation, molecular function: phosphatidate phosphatase activity. NCBI's taxonomy places the organism in Eukaryota, Fungi, Ascomycota, Leotiomycetes, Helotiales, Drepanopezizaceae. Gene Ontology annotation, biological process: phospholipid metabolic process.
AUGGCUCGCAAAGCGCCGGCCCCUAGUCGUGUCCAGGGACUCGCCGCGCAGACGGGCUGCGUUGGAUCUAUGGCCAGGUUUUGGGAGAAAACAUACGCGCCAGAUUACCUAGGCCUUGCGCUGCUAUUCACAUCUUAUCUGCUGCUGGUCUUCCUCGUUCAACCCUUCCACCGCAUGUUCUUCAUCAACAACAUCAACAUCCAAUACCCGCAUGCCUUGGUCGAGAGGGUGCCGGUGAAAUGGGGCAUCGUGUAUGGAGCUAUUGUGCCGCUGUUCGUACUGGUGGUUUGGCUGAGUGCUUCGAGGGCUGGGGUACAUAAGUUCCAUGUUACUAUCCUAGGACUGCUCAUCAGCAUCUUCCUCACCCUCUUCAUCACCGACUCCAUCAAGAAUGCCGUCGGACGUCCUCGGCCAGAUCUCAUAGCUCGCUGCAAGCCAGCACCCGGAACACCCGACAAUGUGCUCGUCACAGUCGAUGUAUGCACAGAGACAGAUUCGCACACGCUGCAUGAUGGAUGGAGGAGUUUUCCCUCUGGACACUCAUCUUUUGCAUUUAGUGGACUGGGGUUUUUGGCUUUAUUCUUCGCUGGACAGAUGCAUGUGUUUAGACCCAGGACCGAUCUUUCCAAGGCUCUGCUUGCGAUUGCGCCGCUGCUGGGAGCUGCACUUAUUGCUAUAAGUCGGUGUGAGGAUUAUCGUCACGAUGUCUACGAUGUCACCUGCGGUUCAGUCCUAGGCAUGACCAUUGCAUACUUCUCAUAUAGACGAUACUACCCUCGGCUGCACUCGGCUAAGUGCGAUGAGCCGUUUCAAUCGCGCGAAUCGAGCUUCAAUGAGGGAUUCGCCAAGAUCAAAACCGACGAAGAGGCUGCGGGGCCAGCCAAGGACUUAGAAUUGAGCGAUGAUGAGAUUAAUUAG